AUGCCACCAAGAGCAACCCGAAAACGUCAUAAUUCAAAUAUUACUCAAAAAAAACGACCUAUCAUGUUUAAUAUUGAACCAGUUCAAGUCAGAAAGUGGCGUGGACUUAAGCAACAAUUAAUGGAGGCUGCACCUCAUAUCUUAUGGUUAAAUAAUAGUACACGUCCAAAAUACCCAGAACUUGAAGGAGAGCUAAAUGAAUGGGUUAAAAAUUUGCGUAAAAAUUUAAAAGUAGUAACACGAUCAAUGAUUCAAAUGAAAGCUAAGGCACUUGCAAAAACAGAAUGA
Molecule: messenger RNA, 288 nt
Organism: Cetraspora pellucida
Lineage: Eukaryota; Fungi; Glomeromycota; Glomeromycetes; Diversisporales; Gigasporaceae
Source: the annotation of a GenBank genome assembly